UAUUUCAUUGUACUAAGAAAUAUUAUAAAAUAGUUCGCAAAAAAAAGCGACAAUUAAUGACAUGUAACUUCGAAUUGUCUGCAUUACAUGGAACUUGGUUUGCACAAUUUCGAUUAGGUUUCGAAAAAGUUUGCCGUUUUAUAGGAUAUUUCAUAACACUAAAGCAUUCAGAACAAAUGUUUUUAGAACAUGAAUUAAAUAUGAGUUCUACAAGUGUAGUCGAUUGGAGUAACUUCUGUCGAGAGUUGUUGUCGAUGUGGCUAGAUCAAGAAGAAAAUAUGAUUGGUGGUCCUGACUGUAUUGUAGAAAUCGAUGAAGCGAAAAUUGGUAAACGAAAAUACAAUCGCGGACGAAUUGUAAAAGGACAAUGGGUAUUUGGCGCAUUAGAACGGGGAACUAAGCGCAUAUUUGUUGUGCGUGUUAGUGAUCGCUCUGAAUCUACACUGAUAAAUAUAAUACGUCGUCGUAUUGCUCCAGGAACAACAAUUUAUAGUGAUUGUUGGCGUGCAUACACUAAUUUAAAAAAUGAGGGGUUUAAACAUUUUACGGUUAAUCACUCAGAAAAUUUUGUGGAUCCAAUUACUGGUGUGCACACCCAAAACAUCGAACGUUUAUGGCGUGAUAUGCGAAGUGGAAUACCACGUUACGGAAUCAAAGAGGAACAUUAUAACCAUUACAUAGCAGAGUUUAUGUUUAAACGUAUAUAUAACUAUUCUGAGAGAAUAGAUCAAUUUUUUACGAUCAUGUCACAGUUAUAUCCAUUAACAAAUAAUGUACUUAAUGAAAAUGAAUAA
Molecule: messenger RNA, 794 nt
Organism: Vollenhovia emeryi
Lineage: Eukaryota; Metazoa; Arthropoda; Insecta; Hymenoptera; Formicidae
Exons: 2
Coding region: 57-794 (245 amino acids)
Source: RefSeq, a predicted model, not a curated record